Didymodactylos carnosus is the source of this 468-nucleotide messenger RNA. The record is from the annotation of a GenBank genome assembly. Lineage: Eukaryota; Metazoa; Rotifera; Eurotatoria; Philodinida; Philodinidae.
AUGUAUCCAUUGUUAUCUCAAUUACAACCUCUGGAUAUCUUUGCUCUAUUGUUAGCAGCCAUUAACCAUGAUUUAGAUCAUUGUGGUAUAAGUAAUGCUGCUUUAAUUAAUCAAGGAGAUCCUUUAGCAGUGAAGUAUCAAAAGGUAAGCCCAUUAGAACAACAUUCUAUUGAUCGAGCCUUAGAAGUAUUGAAUGAUGAAUCACAUCGUACUGCAUUGUUGCAAGCAGUCAUACAACCGAAUAAUAAUGAUGCUCCUGUUACUAAUAAUGAGCAUAAUGCAGCUAAAUCUCGUGUCGUUGAAAUCUUUCGGAACUGCAUUUUAGCAAUGAAUAUUAGUCGUACUGUAGAUCAUGAAGCCAUUUUAACUGUGACUUCUUGCAGCAAUGCCGUACCAUGUAAUUCAUCAUUCAAUAUUUCUAAGGUUCGAUCAAUAGAAUGUUGUUCUAAUGGGCUUAUACCACAAUGA